Molecule: messenger RNA, 1289 nt
Organism: Drosophila hydei
Lineage: Eukaryota; Metazoa; Arthropoda; Insecta; Diptera; Drosophilidae
Gene: Daao2
Product: D-aspartate oxidase
Exons: 4
Coding region: 139-1164 (341 amino acids)
Molecular function (GO): D-amino-acid oxidase activity; FAD binding
Source: RefSeq, a predicted model, not a curated record
GGUGGAAGAUGUGUCAUGAGCGAAAUGAUAAAGCUCAUAAGAAUAGGUUCUUAUGAGUGGAAACAGCAAGCUGAUAAGGGGCUAUGCGCUGAACGCUCUUAGCUGAGUGUAACUUGGGUAGCCAGCACGGACGGAAUCAUGCUGAGAGUAGCUGUUAUCGGAGCGGGUGUGAAUGGUGUGUCGAGUGCCAUCAAAAUAUUGGAGCACUAUCAAGAUGAGAAGAAGCUAAAUGUGCAGGUUACCAUCCUAUCUGAGCAAUUUACACCCAACACAACGGGCGAUGGAUCAGCGGGUCUGUGGGGACCGUUUCUGUUGGGCGGCACUGAGGAGUCAAAAGUUCACAAAUGGUCAAGCGAUAUGCACAUUUUCCUGGAGAAGAUUUGGCGAAGCGAAGAUGCGGGCGAGGCGGGCGUUUGUCUAGUGCCCUGCGUGCGUCUGAGCACAGAUCCGAAUGCCGUCGUUGGCGACUUCUGGCGCGAUAUUGUCUAUGGCGCUGUGGACCUAACAGCCCAACAAUUGGCUGUGUACAAUAAAGGCAGAGAUGUCAAAUUUACUUCGGGCAUGUCCUUUGUUACGUACACCUCGGAACCCAUCAAGCUGCUGCCGUACCUGAUGAAACGCUUUGUGCGCCGCGGUGGACAAAUUGUGCAGCAAAAAAUCACAGAUCUCGACAGUUUUGUCAAAGACUCUUCCUACGAUGUGAUUGUCAACUGCUCUGGCCUUGGCUCCAAGCAGCUGUUGAACGAUGAUCAAAUGUAUUCGGUGCGCGGUCAAGUUAGUCGCGUCAAGGCCAAUUGGGUGUUCACCGCGCUGCUAGAUGAAAGCGACGAUGGCAACUACAUAAUACCAAACACCGAGUCUGUGGUGCUCGGCGGCACUCACCAGGAGAGUGACUACGAUACCAAAGUCUCUGCGACGGACAAGCGCUUUAUUAUUGACGGCUGUCGCAGCCUUCUGCCAGGGCUCAAGCACACGGAGCAUUUGUUCGAUUGGGUUGGUCUGCGACCGGGUCGUACUCAGCUGCGCCUGGAGGCGGAACGGCGUGGCAACAAGCUGCUCAUACACAACUAUGGCCAUGGCGGCAGUGGAGUCACUCUCUGCUGGGGCUGUGCCGACGAUGUCCUCAACCUUCUGCUGGCUGCCAAAGUCAAUGCGAAGCUGUAGUCAACCACCUGCCAGUCUUAUCAGCAAAAAUCAAGUACCUGUUGCUAUAAUACAAAUUGCUUGAACAGGCGAUACAAAUAUCUUCAUAAAUGCAUAAUAAACAAUUCUUAUCAACCGUAUUAUCA